Messenger RNA from Aspergillus welwitschiae, 1455 nucleotides. RefSeq names its product cytochrome P450. The coding region runs from base 1 to 1455 and encodes 484 amino acids. The record is from RefSeq and is a predicted model, not a curated record. NCBI's taxonomy places the organism in Eukaryota, Fungi, Ascomycota, Eurotiomycetes, Eurotiales, Aspergillaceae. The transcript is spliced from 6 exons. Gene Ontology annotation, molecular function: iron ion binding; monooxygenase activity; heme binding.
AUGGCAAUAAACAUCUAUCUCCUUUCCAUCAGCGCUGCUGCCGUGAUAAGUUGCUACCCUGGACCCAAAUCAGCGGCAGUAACUGAUUGGUAUGUUGCUUUUUAUGCAUGGAGGGGAGAUCUGCAUCUGCAAAAUCGAGCAUGGCAUGACCAAUACGGCGACAUAGUCAGAACAGGACCCAACACCUUGUCUUUCAACUCCCAUCCAAUGUUCACAGAUAUUUACAAGACUGGCGCCAACGUUCGUAAAGUUGACGCAUGGAAAGUGUACAGCCCCAGCCGCCACAGUCCGAAUAUUUUUAGUGCAAUCAAUAAAGAUGCCCAUGGGUUCAAACGCCGUGUACUGAAGUCAGCAUUCUCUGACCAGGGUCUAAGCGAAAUCGAAGAAAAGAUUAUUGGGCACAUUAGAAGGUUGACUGCGUGUUUUUGCCCUAAGAAUAUUGAAUCCUUGGCCAAGGAAUCAGACGGCUGGUUGUCACCGAUAAAUGUGGCACCUCUAUGCGACUGGUUUGCUUUCGACCUUAUCGGUGAUAUUACAUACGGAAGUAGUUUUGAGAUGCUAGACUCGCCUCAGAAGCGAUGGGUCCGUCCAGUAUACACAAAGCUAUCGCAUCGAGGAGCGAUGCCCAAGAUCUAUAAGUGGAAGAUAGAUCAAAUAUUCUUUGCCCCGACGUAUAAUGACAUCCUUUCAGCAGGCAAUUGGGUAUACAGCCGGGUCAAAAAUCGUGCGCAUGUUGGAGAUGAGGUUCAAGGAAAGGAUGUGUUUUCGGCUAUGAUCCAAGCUAAAGAUCCGACCACUGACCAAGAAUAUAACAUGAGAGAUAUUUGGUCAGAAUCUAUGGCGUUAUUAGGAGCAGCUACCGAAACUACAUCUGCGACCAUGAGUGCGUUGUUUUUCUACGUUCUCCACGAUAACGACGCCCUCUCUCGUGUCACCACCGAAAUUCGUGGCACCUUCAAUAGUGCAGAUGAGAUACACACUGGUCCUAAGUUGGACUCGUGCCAAUUUCUUCAGGCUUGUCUGAAAGAGACACUGAGACUCAAUCCAGGCGUGCCAUUAGGUUCUCCGCGUCGUGUACUAGCUGGUGGCCUCAUAGUAGGUGGCCGGCAUAUCCCCGAGGCAGUGACAGUGUCCUCUUCACUCUACACCCUCAUGCGCAGGCAAGAGUAUUUUGAGGAACCAGAUGAGUUCCAUCCGCAAAGGUGGAUUGUAGACCCUAAGUCAGGUAUUGAUGCAAAGAGUGUCCGUAUGGCACAGCAGGUGUUCUGUCCGUUUGGCUUCGGUGCCACAUCAUGCAUCGGAAGGAGAUUGGCCUGGAUGGAUAUUAGCGUGGCCUUUGCAAGGAGCGUGUUCCAAUAUGACAUGCGAAAGACAUGUGAAUUUCCUUUUAAGUCGUACACGGCCGCGGUUCCUUUGCAAGGAGUUAUUGUACAAUUUAGAAAAAGAAAGAACUAG